GAUUUAAUUUUGAGACAACUUUGGGCAUGUGAUCUUAAGAGUAAAGUCAGAAAAACUUUUGUAUACAAUGGAAUCCAACAGAUUCACAAAUGAAACUCCAAAAGUGAUGGAAAAAUUGGAAACAGCUGGGGAAGAGGCAUCAGAUUUUGUCCUGCAUUCUGUUGAAUUACCCACCGGCAAAGCUUGUCAACCACCCGUUUCCUGCGUGUCUAGUUGUGUAACUGAUAGCUUGUCCUCAUCCAAAUGUGAUCAAUCAUUAGCAGUGAAAAAUCAUACCAUUGGCAAGUGCUCAGAUUCUUCUAACAGUCCGUGCUCAGAUCCUUCUACCAGCAAGUUCUCAGAUUCUUCUACCAGCAAGUGCUCAGAUUCUUCUGCCAGCAAGUGCUCAGAUUCUUCUACCAGCAAGUGCUCCGAUUCUUCUACAAGCAAGUGCUCAGAUUCUUCUACCAGCAAGUGCUCCGAUUCUUCUACCAGCAAGUGCUCAGAUUCUUCUACAAGCAAGUGCUCAGAUCCUUCUACCAGCAAGUGCUCAGAUUCUUCUACAAGCAAGUGCUCAGAUCCUUCUACCAGCAAGUGCUCAGAUUCUUCUACAAGCAAGUGCUCAGAUUCUUCGACAAGCUUAUAUAAAAAUCAAGAGAAAAUGCCUGUUUCAAAUGUUGAACCCAAGAAUUUUACUCAUCCUAGCAUUUACACUGAUGCACAAUACCGGAAAGCUCUUAGUGAUGCACCUGCUAUGAGAACUUUAAUGAAGUUAUUUUUGAACAAUGAUCUCUCUAAUAAGAUACCUGCAUCAACUUCUGUGCAAAAAUCGGUAUCAACUACAAUUUUGGCCCAUGAGCCAUUGACAUCAACUGCACAAUUGGUAUCACAUAAGCCACCUGCAUCAACUUCCUCCUUGGCAUCUCAAGACUCCUCUUCUUCAACUUCCACCUUGGCACCUCAAGACUCCUCUGCUUCAACUUCCACCUUGGCAGCUCAAGACUCCUCUGCUUCAACUUCCACCCUGGCUGCUCAAGACUCCUCUGCUUCAACUUCCACCUUGGCAGCUCAAGACUCCUCUGCUUCAACUUCCAUUUUAGCAUCUCAAAACUUAUCCACAUCAACUUCAAUUUUGUCACUGCAGGAGUCAAACUGUGUACCUUUUCAAUCUAUAAAAAAACCAACAUGCCAACAGGAAAAAUUGGAUUCCAAUUCUAUAGCAAUGCAUUCACUUCAAACACCUGAUUUGCAGAGCCAAACAUCAAGUCUGACUGGAUUUGUUAAAUCAAAUAGUGACCCCUUUGAAACUGCUCCCAAACAGUUUUUUGAAAAUAAAUUAUUAAGAUCUGAUAUCCCCAGAUCAAACAGUGAUGGUAAACAUUGUUGUAAAAGUCAAAUUUUACCUUUCAAAAGUUUUAGGUUUUCAACCACCUACAAGCCUCCAGUCAAUAGAGUUCUUCCUCUUCAGACUAAAAGUCUCCAAAAGAUCACAAAUUCUUCUGAGCUGUCUGCAGAGGGGACAGCAGCAAGUAAUGAAACUCAAGAUAGUAUAACAAGUAUCACAAAUACUUCCAACUUCCAUCCCAGCAAUAAUACUUCUGAGAGUUCAAUGAGUCUUCCUGCUUCUGAGUUGCUUGAACAAUACAAAACUUUAUCUGCUGUGGGAAGUAUUGAAGGUAGUAUUCCUGCGGAAGAGCUAUCCAGCCAUGCUUCAAGCUCUACUUUACAGCAACUGUCUCCUAAAAAUCGAAUGAAAGCCAAACUGACCAUGAAACAAAAAUUUCGAGGCAUUGUCCUGGUUGGGGAUGAACGAUAUUCCCACAUCCAGAGCGGCCACUUCAAAUCCACUCUCCGCAUAUUUUCAAGACAUGGAACAACUUUAAAAUUGCUGCCACCGAUGCUCUCACGAUUUCUCUCAAACCAUGUGAUGGAUUUCCCUGGCAGUCCUCUGUGUCAGCAACUUCUCAUUAUCUGCACCAUUGGCUGGAGAGACUUGCUCGAGGCGACUGAAAGUGAAGACUGCACAAAAGUUACUCUAAAGUAUCCAGAAGAAGAUUUUGUUGCCAAACUAAUGACAGAAGUUCAUAACACACACCUUGCCAUCAAGGCUAUCAUUCCAGUUAACAAAGCUACUGUAAUAUUUUCUCACGUCUGGCCGAUCAACAUGCUUUAUCUUCAUGAAUUCUUGAACAGAAGAUCGAUAAGAACCUCAACUCAAGCAGAGCUUGCUGAGAUCGAUCGGCUUACAAAGUUCCUUGAUGGAGCCGUUCAACUCAUCAAUGAUAAUAUUGAUGCAAAAAGGCUCAAUGUUCCGCCUUCACUGACUUCAGACCAGAUUAAUUGCCCCGAUCUGCAGUGUCGUCUCUCAUUGCCAAACAAGAAGUUGAUCAAUGGAACUCUUCCUUCCGAUGUUGAAGCCAACUUGAUUUGCAGAGAUCUGUUGAAAUUUCACUCAAACUACAUUCUACAACCUGGAAACCAGAUGACCUUCAAUCAACUCUGCAUUAUUGGCGAUGCGCGUCUCAAAUCUCUUGCCAACAACUGGCCCAGAAAUUCAAGGGUAUCUGCGCUCUUCCUCCUUAGUGAUGAAAUAAACCCGGAGAAUGUGAUCGAUGUCAUCAACAAUCAUUGCAAUAGGACAGAUGCUGUCAUUUUUGUUCCUAGCAUUCAAAAUAUAUUCCUCGAAGAUGUGGCAUGGAAAGAGUGCACUGACCAUGCACCUCUCAUUCUUCCAAGUCCAACUAAGAACAAGAGUCAAAUCGAAAACUUCGUGUGUCGUUUGAUUCAAGUUGCUACUGAACUGCGUGAGUCUGAAUGCUUAAACGAUCUCACGUUUGUGUUGAGCUCCUUACCAAAAGUCAGUCUCGAGAACAAGGUUCGGUCUCUUGUAGACGAUCAUGAAGCAGAGUUUGAGCAUGUGCUCUCUGACAAGAUCUUCAAGGUGAUGGCGUACCGGGAUCGUUGCCUUGAGCGACUGCUUGAAAAAUUUGACGAAGGUCUUAGUGAGGCGUGCAUGUUGGCAAACAUACCCUACACAGAGGCUUUCCUACCACUGUCCAGGAUUCACUCAAUGCCUGAAGCAAAGAUCAGUAAUUUAGUUUACAAUGGUAUUCAUAAAACUUUGAAAAAGUACGAAUUAACUCCGAGAAAGUCGACUGUGAGUUCUCUUGAGGACAUUUGUGAAAGACGUGAAUUGUCUUUUCCUGUUGAUGUAAUUAGGACGUCUGGAAAAAAGAACAAUUUUGCAUCUAUGAUUUCUAAAGGUAAUGCAGAGACUCAUUAUCGUUGGACCCAUGCAAGAAAAAAUGAAAAAUCUGACUACAAACGCCGGAACCUUGGUCCUGGGUCUCAGACUGAACACGCAUCGAGUCAAAGAAAGGUGCAUGCGCCUUUAGAUUAUGCGGAUGAGCUGCUAAACUUUCAACUUGAAUGUCGCACUCUACCACGUGCGAAGCCUCAGAAGAGUGAUGCCAAAAAAAGUUACUUGCCAAGUUCAAGUUGUGCGGAGUCGGCCUCUGAUGUAUCGAUUACGGAAGCAAAAGUGAAUGCUCCUAAAUUGGCCUCUGAAGCCACACCUGAAAGCCUGCGCAGAGACACUUGCGUCUCAAACAAACACAAAAGAGUUCAUUUGGAUGCACACAAAUCUUUAUCCAUGUCACAAAACGAUGUGUGUCGUUCUAGAAAAGAAAGUCAAGCAGAUUCAAAUCCUCUUCGCAGUAUUCUGAACGAACCCAAACCUCAUUCCUCAGCAAUCGCGUCGGGUUCGUCUCGCUAUCGUCUGCCUCAGACCGCUAUCUGUUCAGCCGGCAGUUCAAGCUCACGCGCUCGACAUGAAUAUUCAAUGGAAGAUUCAUGUUCACUAUCCCAUUCAUUUCGUUCACAAUCGCCUUCACUACGCACACAAUCGCUUAUGCUUGGGGCCCAUCGAUACACACCAUCACCAUCCCGUCGCGCACGGUCUCCACUCCGGUCUCGGUCGCCACUCCGGUCUCGGUCACCACUCCGGUCUCGGUCGCCACUCCGGUCUCGGUCACCACUCCGGUCUCGGCCAUCACUCCGGUCACCACUCCGUUCACAGUCACCUUUCCACCAUUCACGUUCCUUGGUUAAUUAUUCAAUCUCUCCCAUGUCGCGUUCUCAUUCACACUCUUCUGCUCGGCAUUCUCAUUCUCGUUCUCCUGCUCAUCGUUCUCAUUCACGCUCUUCUGCUCAUCGUUCUCACUCACGUUCUUCUGCUCAUCGUUCUCACUCACGCUCUUCUGCUCAUCGUUCUCACUCACGCUCAUCGCUCGAGCAAUCUCCUUCGUAUUCCCCUGGCCAGACAAAUGAUAUUGACGGAUCGUACAGCGGUUCACCCGGCAGGAGCCAGCACCGCUAUACCAAACACAAGAAGAGAAAACGCUCCUCUUCCUCCACUCGGCGCAGCAAAAACAAGCACAUUCGUAGUCGCGACUCCAAAAAGCAUAAGCGCAGGAAAAGACAUAGAAGUACUUCGCCCGAACAAGAAUCUUCGCUAGCAAAGAAUAUGUCAAGCAGCAAAAGCGUACAGGCGCUGGCGGCGGCAGGGCUGCGUGAGCUGCAGCGCACGCACGAGCAGCAGCUGCAGAAGUACGAUGCGAGGCCGUCGUCGCACCCGCAGUAUGGCAAGGACUUGGCAGAGUUCUUGACGUCCGAGGAGGCCAAGUCCAUGUUGACCGAAUAUCCCCUGGAUGUCAUCCUCGCAGAAUGGGAGAAGAAUUGGGUUGCUAAAAUGCGUACAAUGGAGGAAAAUAAAUGGGCUGAGCAAGUGAAAGAAUUUAGUGAAAAUUUUCUUCGUGAGCUGGCUAAGGGCAGCGCUGAACCUACACGAAGUGAAUCAGAUGAAGAAAACGGCAAUGCCGAGCCUUUUAAUCCUAUGCCUGUCGAUAAGGAUCUUGAAGUAUCUGAAGUGGUCGGGGAAGUUGGUGAAGAUUUUGAUCUUGACAUCGAAUCGUCCGUUGGAGAAAAUCUUAGAUUAAUUCGCAACAAAGUUUUUCCCAAUGCAAAAGAGCUAUCAGUGUCGUCAGUGCUCCAAUCUGUCUCAAACUUGGCGAAGAAGCUUGGUGAGCUCUCUGACGCUGUGCCUUUGCUACUCCUGAAAUGUUUCGAAAUGGACCAUUCAGGCCUGAGUCCAUUAACUGCGUUCGGGACCGAGGAACAAGAAAUUUUAUCUUUAAUUCUGUCACGAUUGCUAGCAAUAAGCAUGGAAGAUGGUACUUCCCAAAGCCACGAUGCUGUGAGUUCUUGUGCAGCUCAAGUGACGUACCUCAUUGAGUCCAUUAGGCGCCAUCACAGCCUCGAUUUGACCUCCCUGGCCAUCGAGACGCUCAAUAUGGACAAGCAUGAAGCUCUGCGGCUCAUAGACCAGCGGCUCGUAGCUGCCGGCUCCUCAGAGGCGGCACUAAGUGUUUAUGAAAGCAUUUUGGAGGACCAAUCUCGCAUGAAAACUUUCCUCGCGCGGCACGGCAAAGAAAUAAAAUAAAUAUGUAACGGACUCUUGUUGAUCAAGUUUUUCUGCGGUGAUGAUGAUGUGUUUAUGUUGCUCUAUACACCGGAGAUUUUGUUUUAAUGUGUAGUUUGACUAAUUUUUAAGAACUGUUUGUGUCACGCGACUGCCGGUAUUUUUUUUGUAACGAU
Hyalella azteca is the source of this 5634-nucleotide messenger RNA. RefSeq lists its product as uncharacterized. Lineage: Eukaryota; Metazoa; Arthropoda; Malacostraca; Amphipoda; Hyalellidae. The record is from RefSeq and is a predicted model, not a curated record. The transcript has 5 exons. The coding region runs from base 68 to 5479 and encodes 1803 amino acids.